AUUACGUCAUAUUUUUGGAAAUUUACUUUCGUUUUCAAUUCCAACUCGGUGAUUCAAUCAAUAUGUGGCUUGCUCCCUCUGAGAUUUACUACAGCCAAGACUCAAUUUCAAACAGAUUUGGAAAAAGCACUGAACAUGCUGGAGUACUGAUUGGUGAAACUCUGGACGACAUUUUGUCUGGAAAUUGUAGUAUUGAUGACAUAGGCACCAUUGAGGUUGUGUACCGCUAUGGCGACUACAUAUCGGCGGACAACCGAAGGCUGUGGAUUUUCAAGAAACUUGAAGAAUUGGGUGAAUGUAAAGAAAUUCCUGUAACCAUAGCGGAUGGAAUCAGCCCUCUAAAAUGCGCAGUUGGUCUUGAUAUUGAAGUGAGAGGGGACCCAGGUGGUCAUCUAUGGAGGACCUGGAUUGAGAGCGCUUCUUCAUCCUCAGAGGAGGAAACGGAUCAAUAUGAUUCUGAUGAUUCCGAUGAGGAGGAUACUUUGCAUAGAGGUUUCGCCAGAAUGUCUUUGUCCUCUUACAGAUAUUGAUAAUGGGACACGUUGACUACAACAUGUAAAUGGAUGCUACUGAAUCAAUAAUUCAUAUUGCAAUAUUUGACAGAAAACCAUUUGAAGAACAUGUAAAUUAGGACAUAGCCUUCAACGUUAACGAUGACUACACCUUGAAAAGAAAUAAUAAAUUAUACAAAUAUUCA
This is a messenger RNA of Magallana angulata, 697 nucleotides long. RefSeq lists its product as uncharacterized. The transcript has a single exon. The coding region runs from base 63 to 530 and encodes 155 amino acids. NCBI's taxonomy places the organism in Eukaryota, Metazoa, Mollusca, Bivalvia, Ostreida, Ostreidae. The record is from RefSeq and is a predicted model, not a curated record.